GUGCAACGGCCGUUAGAGGAGCUGAGGGAGGGAACCACCGCUCACCGCAGACGUGGUGGCUGCAGUCAGUCUUCCCGAGUGAGGGAUUUCGCCGCCCGCUUUCAGGCCCGUGUAAGUUUUCCUCCUUCGGGAGCCUCAGUCCUAGUGGCCGACCUUGCCUCUCCUCCCAUAGCUCCGGCGAAGCCUCAGACGCUCGCGACCUGCCACCGUGAGGGGCCGGGGAGAGCGAAGCGCAUGCGCCUCGGCUCCGAAGCCAGUGCCCCGGCAUACGCCCUCUCGCGUCCCAUUCCCCUCGCUUCCCCCGUUGCCUUGCUUUGCCGUCCGUGGUUCACCCCACGGCAGUCACUUUACCUGCGUGCCAGGCCCUGUGCCGAUAGCCAGGGACACAGCGAGCGGCGCAUUCCUUGCCCUUGCGGAGCGCACAGCCCUGGGAGUCGACGUUAAGCGGGUGUGGAAUUGCUGAGUCAUAGGGUAACUCGGAGUUCUCCUUCUGUCACCGUAUUUUCAACUUGUCUGAAUUUAGAAACACCUUAGAAUCCAGUGCGCCUACCAUUUUGUUAUCCUUUAAAGAAAGGAGUGAAGAAAAGGAUUUUGAUAUUGACAAGAAAGGAAAUCACUAGUAAGGAGUUGGCUUAAAUAACUGUGAUUGAUGGCCAUGCAGGAGAAAUAUCCAACUGAGGGGAUCUCUCACGUCACUUCACCGAGUUCCGAUGUGAUUCAGAAGGGCAGUUCCCUGGGGACUGAAUGGCAGACCCCAGUUAUCUCGGAGCCCUUUCGGAGCCGCUUCAGCCGCUGUUCAAGUGUAGCCGACAGUGGGGACACAGCCAUUGGUACAUCAUGCUCAGAUAUUGCGGAGGAUUUUUGCAGCUCAAGUGGCAGUCCUCCUUUCCAGCCCAUCAAAAGCCACGUAACCAUUCCAACAGCCCAUGUGAUGCCUUCUACUUUAGGGACCUCUCCUGCCAAGCCAAAUUCUACACCUGUUGGACCCUCUUCCUCUAAACUCCCUUUGUCAGGGUUGGCUGAAAGUGUGGGAAUGACAAGAAAUGGAGACCUCGGUGCAAUGAAACAUUCUCCAGGCCUAUCUAGAGAUCUCAUGUAUUUCUCUGGUGCUACUGGAGAAAAUGGAAUUGAGCAGUCCUGGUUUCCAGCAGUGGGCCAUGAAAGACAAGAAGAGGCGAGGAAGUUUGAUAUUCCUAGCAUGGAAUCUACCCUCAAUCAGUCGGCAAUGAUGGAGACACUUUAUUCAGAUCCUCACCACCGAGUCCGCUUCCACAACCCAAGAACCAGCACAAGUAAGGAGUUGUACAGAGUGUUGCCUGAGGCCAAGAAGGCACCGGGCAGCGGGGCAGUGUUUGAGCGGAAUGGACCACAUUCUAAUAGCAGUGGGGUCCUCCCUUUGGGACUCCAGCCUGCUCCCGGGCUCUCCAAGCCUCUGCCCUCUCAGGUGUGGCAGCCGAGUCCUGACACUUGGCAUCCCCGAGAGCAAUCUUGUGAACUCAGCACUUGUCGGCAGCAGCUGGAAUUGAUUCGUUUACAGAUGGAGCAAAUGCAGCUUCAGAAUGGAGCCAUCUGCCACCAUCCUGCUGCUUUUGGUCCUUCACUGCCCAUCUUAGAGCCAGCACAGUGGAUCAGCAUCUUGAACAGUAAUGAACACCUUCUGAAGGAAAAAGAGCUUCUCAUUGACAAGCAGAGGAAACACAUCUCUCAGCUGGAGCAGAAAGUGCGAGAGAGCGAACUGCAAGUCCACAGUGCCCUCUUGGGCCGCCCUGCCCCCUUUGGUGAUGUCUGCUUGCUGAGGCUACAGGAAUUGCAGCGAGAAAACACUUUCUUACGUGCACAGUUUGCACAGAAGACAGAAGCCUUGAGCAGAGAAAAGAUUGACCUUGAAAAGAAACUCUCUGCUUCUGAAGUUGAAGUCCAGCUCAUCAGAGAGUCGCUCAAAGUGGCGUUGCAGAAGCAUUCUGAGGAAGUGAAGAAACAGGAAGAAAGGGUCAAAGGUCGUGAUAAACAUAUCAAUAAUUUGAAAAAGAAAUGCCAGAAGGAAUCAGAGCAGAACCGGGAGAAGCAGCAGCGUAUUGAGACCUUGGAGCGCUACCUGGCUGACCUGCCCACACUGGAAGACCAUCAGAAGCAGAGCCAGCAGCUUAAGGAUUCUGAGUUGAAGAGCACAGAGCUGCAGGAGAAAGUGACUGAGCUGGAGAGUUUGCUGGAGGAGACCCAGGCAAUCUGCAGAGAGAAGGAGAUUCAACUGGAAAGCCUGAGGCAGAGAGAAGCAGAAUUCUCCUCCGCUGGACAUAGCCUGCAAGAUAAACAGUCUGUGGAGGAGACCAGUGGAGAAGGUCCAGAAGUGGAAAUGGAGUCCUGGCAGAAGCGAUACGAUUCGCUCCAAAAGAUUGUGGAGAAGCAGCAGCAGAAGAUGGAUCAGUUGCGCUCACAAGUACAGAGCCUAGAGCAGGAAGUGGCUCAAGAAGAAGGAACAAGCCAGGCCCUGAGAGAGGAGGCCCAGCGAAGGGAUUCAGCCCUGCAGCAGCUGCGCACAGCCGUGAAGGAGCUUUCAGUGCAAAACCAGGACUUGAUUGAGAAGAAUCUGACACUCCAGGAACACCUGCGCCAGGCCCAACCAGGGUCUCCACCUUCACCAGACACGGCCCAGCUGGCACUUGAGCUGCACCAGGAGUUGGCCAGUUGCCUUCAAGAUCUGCAGGCUGUCUGUAGCAUUGUGACCCAGAGGGCCCAGGGCCAUGACCCCAAUCUCUCCCUGCUCCUGGGCAUUCACUCACAGCACCCAGAGACUCAGCUAGAUUUGCAGAAGCCAGAUGUGAUCAAGAGGAAACUAGAAGAGGUUCAACAGCUGCGUCGUGACAUUGAGGACUUAAGGACCACCAUGUCAGACAGAUAUGCCCAGGACAUGGGAGAAAACUGUGUCACACAGUGAGGAAUUCUGGGGGAUUCCCCCAGGGAGGAGCUGGGCUGCUGAGAGCCUAGUCCAGCAGGUUUCUGCCCUGACAUUCUCUUGUCUGCUAUUCCCAGAGAGGUCUCAGAGGGGAGGGGAGAGCCUGCAUCUGGGGGCCAAGGGCUGAUUAGGGAACUGUGUCCUACCCACACUGGCAUGUUGGAUUACGUUUGUCCUGUUAAUUCACUCUAGACGGUGAGUUACUAAUUAACUUUUGGCAGGUACAACAGAUAAGUCCUCACAAACUGUUCCCAGCCCUAGGCUGACAUGAGAGACGAACAGGCUGUCCACCUUUCUUCUCCAUCCAAUGGGAUGGAUCCAUGUUCAUUCCCACUUCACACCUUGGUCCUGCUGAUUAGAGAGCUCAUCAGAGGGGCCUGGAAAGGCUGAGCAAGUACCAGUGACAAUGGCCAUUUAAGAAUUCUCAGGCCCCAUGUGCCAGCCUUCUUGGGAACUGAGCUGGCUUUCUGGGUUUUCUCAUGCCUGGUCUUACUGCUUCUUCCUCAGGGCUCUUGUUCUCCCAGAAGCCUCAGGGUAAUGUGUUGGUUAGCACGUAACUACUAGGAUUGGGGCCCUAGGGAUUAUAGCCAGGACUCUAAUCUGCCUACCAUGCCAUUUAACAAGAGAUCCCACUCUCCAGCUGCCUUGUGUCCCUAGGGUCCUGGCCAUGUGUUUAGUGUGCUAAACUUUCUCCUUUGUUCUCAGGCCUUCCAGGUAGUCCCCUUCCUGGACUUAAGAGUGCAAACUCUUCUCUGUGGUUCUAGCCUUGGGCAGAAUUAUAUCCCAGAGACCACAGAGCAACUGUCAAGCUGCUUACCCCCUCACCCAGGGCUACAGCCUGUGCCCAGCCCUCUAAUUUGUGCCUCUCUUGUGUUGGGGGUGGUGGGGGUUAUUCCUUUCCCUUUCCUGCUCUGGCCUCCUUGAAAGUUCAGAGUACCCAGUACAAGUCAGCUUUAAAGUACAGCUUUUAGUGUUUCCUGGGUUGUUUCUCUGGGGCUUUAGUGAGGGACCUUUGCCCUCUGGUUUUUCUUGCCUCCUGGUUUAGGGAGCAUCUCACACUUGUUAGUAUCUGGUUGUUGGGCCAGCCGUGCCUCCUCUAGAUCUGGAGCCAGGCCAGGCAGGGGCCACGUGUGGGCCAGUCAGCCACUACAAGAUUUUUGCUAAGCUUUGGGCUGUUGGCAGCAUCUUGGACCUCAUGCCUGGGCCUGAAUGAGGCUCUUUCUUAAGUGUUUUUACAAGUUUGUGUUUUAUUUAUGGAGUGACUUAUCCCUUCCAUUCAGAGCAGCCCCACCCAGCCAGCCCUUCAGCCUCUGGGCUCCUGCUGCUUAAAGGCAGAGCCGCCUGGUUGGUCUCCACCCUGUGCAUUGGGAGCCCAGCCACCAUGCUGACGGGUAUUUUUCCUCAUAAAGUUUAUAACCAGUUAUUUAUAUGAAUCUUUGUUAUGUCCAUUUGUUUGUAUUGCGUAUUUUGAUUAUAAAAUAAAGUAUCUUAACAGAC
Molecule: messenger RNA, 4450 nt
Organism: Homo sapiens (human)
Lineage: Eukaryota; Metazoa; Chordata; Mammalia; Primates; Hominidae
Gene: CEP85
Product: centrosomal protein 85
Exons: 15
Coding region: 650-2935 (761 amino acids)
Cellular component (GO): cell cortex; nucleolus; spindle pole
Source: RefSeq, a predicted model, not a curated record